ACAAGAAUGUCCAUGUCAUCCUUCCACCAUCGAUCUCUCCAUCUCUUUCAUCCCCCCUCCACCUAUAAAUACUGCUAAUUAGCUCCCUCUCUUCUUCAUCCAAGCUAGCUAUAGCUAGUAUAUAUCUGACAAAUUCAGAGAAAUUCAGAGAGUCACCGCGAGAGCUUAAGCUAGCUAGCUAGCCGGCCAUGGCAUCGCAUGUGGACCCGCUGGUGGUGGGGAGGGUGAUCGGCGACGUGGUGGACCUGUUCGUGCCGACGACGGCCAUGUCGGUGCGGUUCGGGACCAAGGACCUCACCAACGGCUGCGAGAUCAAGCCGUCCGUCGCCGCCGCGCCGCCCGCCGUGCAGAUCGCCGGCAGGGUCAACGAGCUCUUCGCUCUGGUCAUGACUGAUCCAGAUGCUCCUAGCCCCAGCGAGCCGACUAUGAGAGAGUGGCUUCACUGGCUGGUGGUUAACAUACCAGGUGGAACAGAUCCUUCUCAAGGGGAUGUGGUGGUGCCGUACAUGGGGCCACGGCCGCCGGUGGGGAUCCACCGCUACGUGAUGGUGCUGUUCCAGCAGAAGGCGCGCGUGGCGGCGCCGCCGCCCGACGAGGACGCCGCGCGCGCCAGGUUCAGCACGCGCGCCUUCGCCGACCGCCACGACCUCGGCCUCCCCGUCGCCGCCCUCUACUUCAACGCCCAGAAGGAGCCCGCCAACCGCCGCCGCCGCUACUAGCCUCCCUCCCCUCGCUCGGCGUCGCCCAUCCAUCCAUCCAUGGACGGCGACGGCGACCUAGCUAGCUAAUAAGCCAUCGGUCGGCCAUGCUCGCCGUCCAAACUAUCAUGCACCAUAUCAUGUCGUCGUUUAUGUGGUUAAUUAAUUAUUUCCGGCGUUUUAUUACUGUGUGGUGAUUAAUUAGCUGAACUAUUGUUUUGAUGA
Messenger RNA from Oryza sativa Japonica Group (Japanese rice), 923 nucleotides. The record is from RefSeq and is a predicted model, not a curated record. NCBI's taxonomy places the organism in Eukaryota, Viridiplantae, Streptophyta, Magnoliopsida, Poales, Poaceae.